Messenger RNA from Epithele typhae, 1650 nucleotides. RefSeq lists its product as uncharacterized. The transcript has 2 exons. Lineage: Eukaryota; Fungi; Basidiomycota; Agaricomycetes; Polyporales; Epitheliaceae. The record is from RefSeq and is a predicted model, not a curated record. The coding region runs from base 1 to 1650 and encodes 549 amino acids.
AUGGCUCACCGCAACAACAAGAAGAAGAUCAAUCGACUUCAAUCCAACCCCCGACCAACUGCACCCCCGCCACAAAUCAUUGCUCCCGCAACCGGAGCACCCGACGGGCACGACCCACCAGACGAGACUGCACGCCACCCGCCGGAGACAAAGACACCCGCACCAAGUCCAUCUCCGGUCCCCAUAGUAUCGCCAGCACCCAUCGUCGUCCCACCCCCUCGAGCAGCUAUUGAGACAGAAUGGCCUGACGAGAACCCUUACGAGUACAGGAUGUCUUCUCCAUUGAGCUCCGUACAGUCUGGAGUGGCAUCAAUCACACGAGACGGCUUCUUCGACAUAUCAAGUACUGCAGAAGCGCACACCUCAGUUGGUCGCACGAACAGGGUCCCUUCAAUCUACGGCUCCGUCUACGAUUACAUCGGCGACAUUCUGCAGGACCCUGAGCGCAAAAGGAUCCUGAUCGCCGCGCUGAAGGCUGGACACGAGUACACAGGGCGACAGACGCUCCGGCCCAGUAAACAGAAUCACCUCCGACUCAUCCUCGCUAGCGGAGUGUUUCGCAAGGAGCGCUAUCUACUGCUCGACGUCGUAGCCUCACCACGCACGUUAGCGACGAAGAAAGAUCGUCUUUGGCCCGAUCCGGACGACAUGGACGAACUCACCCUAAUGCUGGGACAACGACGCGCAGAAGCCGCACCUUCCUUUGUGAUUGCCAACAAACGACUUCCGCCCGUCCCCAUCUGGGGUAGAGACAGCAUGACGUACAUGCGCAUGCAUUCGGAAGACAACUACGACAUUCUAUCCAUCUGCUUCCAUCGUGAGGUCGAAAGUUUCUUACAGACGCUAGCUGACGUUCACACCUUCGCGGAAAAACCUGAUCAUCCCGAGGACGACGACCUGCCGGGAUUGCGGAGGGGUGAACCUGAGUCCAUAGUCGAAUUCCGAGCCUCUUCUCCUAUCAACAGCGCACGCACGCCAAAUAACGCUUACCCGCACAUCGAAGAGCACUCGCUGACGAGGGAGGAACCCCAAGCAUUCUACACCCCCGCUGCGGUACCCGAGAAAUGGCCAACCCCAGCCAGGAACAUUGUGGGGAGAGCCCUCACGCGCGCGCAAGCUGCGCUCUCAUCGCAAGGCGCGUUGCGUCAACACGAGGCGUCGGAAGCCAAACCCAAGAUGCUUCCUAUCCGUCACGAGAACCAUGCCGACACGGCACCCUUCGGAAAUGAAGGCCGCGAGGAGUACCCGCCAGCAAUCCGGGACGCGCCGCCACACCUCGCGGACACCGCGUCCGCUGCGCUCCUGGGGCACAAAAUGGAGAGCUCUCGAGGAGACGAACAACGACGGGGAGGAUCACCGCGAAUCGAACCCCCCACACACACGGCAGGACUGCAACAAAUCUUCGAACCGACGGGCCACUCGCGAGCACCAGGACCGCGUAUAGCGCAGUCGCUGACAUACGAUGAAGGUUCCUGGAUGAGCACACCGUCCUCAUUGCACCUGACAACCGCCUCGGCGGAGUCCAUUCACGACGCACACCCCGAAACACGUGCAGGCCACCCAUCACCCGGCGAUACGAGAAACAGGAAGCUCCUUGGCCGGAUCGGCCCAGAGCUCCAACUCCGCACUCGCUCCAAUCACGAUUCGUGA